Molecule: messenger RNA, 759 nt
Organism: Conger conger (European conger)
Lineage: Eukaryota; Metazoa; Chordata; Actinopteri; Anguilliformes; Congridae
Product: trypsin-2
Exons: 5
Coding region: 1-759 (252 amino acids)
Biological process (GO): proteolysis
Molecular function (GO): serine-type endopeptidase activity
Source: RefSeq, a predicted model, not a curated record
AUGGGUCAAAUCCUCCAGUGUACAUUCUUACUUGUAGUUGCUCUCACAAUCAGAGAAACAUUUGGGACGAGGAUUAUCGGGGGCCAGGAAGUUGUGCCGUUCUCCAUUAAGUACCAGGUCUCGAUCCAGUACAAUGGACGGCACUACUGCGGAGCAACGCUCGUCCACGCCCAAUGGGUAGUAUCUGCGAUGCACUGCUACAAACCGCCUGCUCUGAUCCGAGUCGUCUUGAGUGAGCACAAUCUAAUAAUACGGGAAGGAUAUGAGCAAGAAAUGAAAGUAUCCAGGAUCUUUUAUCACAACUACAACUAUAAAACAUUCAAUAAUGACAUCAUGAUGCUCAAGCUGGAAAGGCCUGUGAAGCUGAAUGCCUAUGUCCAGCCUGUCCAAUUUGCUGAUCUGUAUACCGAGGAGCUCAGAGGAGGGGACAGCUGCACUGUGAGUGGCUGGGGGGUGACCCGCGUCUACAGCUACACCCUCUCCCCCGUGCUGCGCGCUGUCGACGUCAACAUCAUCCCCAUGUGCCAUUACUACUAUUUCUGGAGGAUCAAACAAAGCAUGUUUUGUGCCGGUUCCCGAUACGGAGGCAAAGACUCCUGUCAGGGAGACUCCGGUGGCCCCCUUGUCUGCAAGGGCAAAUUUGAAGGCAUCGUCUCAUGGGGGAUCAGUUGUGCCAACCCCUACUACCCAGGGGUUUACACAAAAGUGAGGCUCUACGCUCGCUGGAUGAAUUGGUUAAUCAACACCAAAAGGAACUGA